Molecule: messenger RNA, 1197 nt
Organism: Pogonomyrmex barbatus (red harvester ant)
Lineage: Eukaryota; Metazoa; Arthropoda; Insecta; Hymenoptera; Formicidae
Gene: Slbp
Product: Stem-loop binding protein
Biological process (GO): mRNA transport; mRNA 3'-end processing by stem-loop binding and cleavage
Cellular component (GO): histone pre-mRNA 3'end processing complex; cytoplasm
Molecular function (GO): mRNA binding; histone pre-mRNA stem-loop binding
Source: RefSeq, a predicted model, not a curated record
GACGUCACUUGCUUCACGUUCUGAGGCAAAACAAAGGGACUACGAUCGUGUAGGUUAUACUUGCCACGAUAAUAAGAAAUCAUAGUUAUAUAGUCAUUUGAUUGAAGCUAGUCACUACUUCACCGAAAUGGAUCCACCUUCGAGCGACUCGUCAGCGGAACUCGAAAUCGAUCUUGAAGAAGAUAAUUUGCUCGACGAAGUGUUGUGUAUGAACAAUAGAGAGAUUGUCGAAUCCAAUCAAAAUGGGAUGACGAAAAAAGUCAACGUAGAAAGCAGCGCAUGGUAUGAGGACGAGGAAGAAGAUAUGGAUGUUCAUAGUAAGGAGGAAAAAGAUACGGAUGUUCGCAAUAAGGAGAAAGAAGAUACGAAUGUUCGCAAUAAGGACAAAGAAGAUACGGAUGUUCGCAAUAAGGAGAAAGACUCGAGUGCGCGAUGUGAUAAUGAUAGUCAAACAGAGCGCGAAGGAGGCACAAAUAUUAAGUAUAUAGAGUAUAAAGACAAUGUAAAGAAUAAGCCAGAUGAUUCGCAUAUCUGGCGCAAGCGAGUAAGACAAGAUAGUAUAGAUCACGAGAACACCAAGGUUUCUCGUAGUAGACGCUACUCCAGUGACUCCAGUACGACCACAAAUUCAUCGGAAAGUAGUAAAAAGCAAAUAGAAUACGAGACAGAUCCAGUUGUGCUGGCACGCAGACAGAAAGAAAUUGAUUAUGGGAAGAACACUAUUGGAUAUGAUAGAUAUAUAAAGUUAGUUCCUAAAGAGACACGUACACGAGAAGAUCCAAGAACACCACCGAAAUAUAUAAAAUACAGUAGGAGAGGCUGGGAUGGUAUGGUGAAAUUGUGGAGGAAGAAACUUCAUUCUUGGGAUCCUCCUCAGGAGAACGACAAGGCUAAUUAAGAAGCUGUCUUAUUUUGUCGUUCUGUUCAAGAUAUACUGCCAAUAUCAUUUCCUUUAAUUUAUAUAUAAAUUAUAUUAUUUUAAAGCUAUUCUGUUAUCCAUUUUUAGCGCUUGAAACCUUUUUUAUAGUACAUAGAUUAUAUUAACAGCUGUAUAGUAUAGAAACAACAUAAGUGAUAUUUUUGUCCUAAUUUAUGUUGAUUUAAUUAUUGGCUUUUGAAACCUUAAUUUCAUAGAUGAUUUUGUAUAAUUAAAAUAAUUUAUGUAUAUUAAAUGUCUCUUUUGAGACAGCAUUUGCA